Molecule: messenger RNA, 834 nt
Organism: Prunus mume (Japanese apricot)
Lineage: Eukaryota; Viridiplantae; Streptophyta; Magnoliopsida; Rosales; Rosaceae
Product: embryo-specific protein ATS3B-like
Molecular function (GO): protein binding
Source: RefSeq, a predicted model, not a curated record
CUAGUAUAUAAAGAUGGCACCACGUUCUGUUCAGACUAUAUUGAAAAGGGUUAAGAGAAGACAAAAAUGAUGAAGGCUGUGAGUUUUCUGCUUCAUUUUGCCUUCCUCUUCACCUUAACACAAGGCCGAUCAAUCAUCCCACAGCCCCAACCUCUCAGAUCCUUCAAGCUCAGCAAUAACCAGUAUGCAGGGAGUUGUUCCUACACAGUAUCAAUAAAGACUAGCUGUUCUUCACCCAGAUACACACGAGAUCAGAUCAGUAUUGCAUUUGGUGAUGCUUAUGGCAAUCAGGUGUAUGCACCCAGAAUAGACGAUCCAUCUUCGAGGGCAUUCGAGAGUUGCUCCACGGAUACAUUUCAGAUUUCUGGGCCAUGUGCGUACCAGAUCUGUUAUGUGUAUCUCUAUAGGAAUGGAUACGAUGGGUGGAAAACACAGACAGUGACAAUCUAUGGUCAUUACACCAAAUCUGUCACAUUUUAUUACAACUCUUUUAUUCCCAAUGGUAUUUGGUAUGGGUUUAAUCAUUGUAAUGGUGGUGCUUCAGCAGCGUUAUCCACUUCAAGCAUGUAGCCAGAUGAGAUAGGAGUGCAGCAGGACUCUUUGUUUUCAGGUCAUUAUUUUGGCUCUGGUUUGUAAUGGUUUUGGUGCUUUGGCAUUAUCUGUUUGCCAUCGGAUUUUGCUUGUUAUGGUUAUUGGGGGUAUGUAGAAAACAACCCAAUGAAUAAAGUCUUUAUUGAUUUAUUUUUGUUUUUUGAUACGAGUGGUAUUGGACAAGAGAAGAUUCGAACACAUGACCUCGGGUGCGGUGCUUCUGAAUUAAAGCGAUUUACCCUC